UUAUUUUGAAUGCGUAGACCGGAAGUCGCAUUAUUACCUGUCUGACUUGACUACCUGCACUGCUCGUGAUGGGGGUGUUUCCUCUCCUUUAACUCAUCAUCGGGGAUUCCUGUUUAUACAUUCAGAUCACACACACACAAUCUGACCCACACAAACACACACACUCUGAUCCCCACACACACACACAAACACAGCGGCUCGGCCUGCCUCUGGUGCCCGGGUCAUGUUCACCGGGAUGCGGGUGGAGAGCAGGGGGGUCUCCGGGGGUCUGGAUGCUGCGGCGGUGAGGCAGCAGAGGAGGCUGAAGCAAGCGAUCCAGUUCCUGCACCGAGACUCUGCUGACCUGCUGCCGCUGGACGGGCUGAAGAAGCUGGGGACAUCCACACAGGGGCAGCCACAUCAUAUUCUCCAGAAGCGCCUGCUGGAGUCCAAGUUAUCCCGGGGCAGGAUGAACAACGAAGGCAUCAGUCUGAGCUGCACUCACAUCAACUCACACGAGGAUGAAGAGGAAGAGGAGGACGAUUUCAUCUAUGUGCCCUGCAAG
This is a messenger RNA of Notothenia coriiceps (black rockcod), 544 nucleotides long. Its product is annotated as nuclear receptor-interacting protein 3-like. The record is from RefSeq and is a predicted model, not a curated record. The annotation marks the transcript as partial. The transcript is spliced from 2 exons. Lineage: Eukaryota; Metazoa; Chordata; Actinopteri; Perciformes; Nototheniidae.